Bufo gargarizans (Asiatic toad) is the source of this 3247-nucleotide messenger RNA. RefSeq names its product N-acetylated-alpha-linked acidic dipeptidase 2-like. The record is from RefSeq and is a predicted model, not a curated record. Gene Ontology annotation, molecular function: carboxypeptidase activity. NCBI's taxonomy places the organism in Eukaryota, Metazoa, Chordata, Amphibia, Anura, Bufonidae. The transcript is spliced from 19 exons. Bases 273 to 2504 code for a protein of 743 amino acids.
UGCAACAUCUAAUGAACUUUGAAUUACAGAAAAUAGUUGACAGGAAGAGAGGUGUGAAAAUACAAAGAUUUAUAAAUCAAUUGCUAGGAGACCGAUUAACUCCAACAAGAGAAAGAAGAGUGUUCAAAGCUUGAAGACAUCUAAAGACUGAACAUACAGAGCUCGACAGCCUGCAGGACGAGGCGGCAAAAGAGCUGCACUGGACGAUAAGAAGGUACUCGGCCUUAGAACUCUUUGAUUGACAGUAAGAUCAAAAAACAGCAUUAGUCACAAUGCAUCGGAUGACAAUUCUGGGGCUGGUCGUUUCGGCAGUGGUCUUGCUGGUAGUUGGGAUUUUGAUUGGUCAUUUUGCAAUCAUUCCUUCACAAGUUUCAUGGCUAAAAGAAAUGAGCAAAGAUGGAGAUCCCAAAUACAGCCGUCAACUCCACCAAGAGAUCCAGGCUGAGGAGAUUCACAAAAACUUACAGUUUUUUUCUAGCAGGCCUCAUAUAGCUGGAAGUUUCCAGGAGGAGGAGGUUUUGGUGAAGUAUAUACAUAACACUUGGAAAUCAAGUCUACAUGGAUCCAAGAUCUACAACUACACCGUUCUUCUCUCUUACCCCAAUGCAAGUGAUCCCAAUUAUGUGUCCAUUUUGUCUGCUGAUGGGGUGGAAAGUGAUCUCUCAGCCAAAGUGGAAAAGAUUCUCAGUCCUGACCAAAAUGAUUCCACUGUGGUAAAUCCUUUCAACGCCUAUUCACCAUCAGGCGUUAUUGUGGGAGACCCAGUUUAUGUGAAUUACGGAAAAGUUGAAGACUUCUAUUACCUAACGCGGGAUCUGUCAAUGAAUCUAACUGGGACGGUAGCAAUUGCCAGAUAUGGUCACAUUUUCAGAGGUGACAAGGUGAACAACGCAGAGAGGUUUGGCUGCGCUGGAAUGAUUUUAUAUUCUGAUCCAGCAGACUACGUGGUUGGUAGCCUUGACCAAGUGUACCCUGUGGACUGGUGGCUACCAGGAACGGGGGCUCAGAGAGGAACUCUAUUCAUAAAUAAUGGUGACCCGCGAACACCAUUCUACCCAUCUACUAAUUCUGCAUUUUUCUUAGAUGAAAAGGACAUCAAAUUACCCAAAAUUCCAGUGACACCCAUCGGUUACAAUGAUGCUGUAAAAUAUCUCAGUAAGUUGUCUGGAAUGGAGGUGCCAACUAAAUGGAAAGGCAAUCUGAACAUCACGUACAGAGUUGGACCCGGGUUUGCAUCUCCUUAUGAAAAGAGCAAAAUAAAACUUUACGUGAAAACACAUAACGUGGAGAAAACAAUCAGGAAUGUCUUUGGAUUUAUUGAAGGACAAUAUGAGCCUGAUCGUUAUGUGCUUGUGGGAAACCACCGAGAUGCCUGGGUAUUUGGUGCCAUUGAUCCAUCCAGCGGCACAGCGACUAUGAUGGAGCUGAGCAGAGCGCUAUCAAAGCUAAUACAAACAGGUUGGCGCCCAAGAAGAUCCAUUCUGUUCUGCAGCUGGGGAGCAGAGGAAUAUGGACUUAUUGGUUCUACAGAAAGUGUAGAAGAACUGGGAAAAAUAUUAGGACAUCGGGCCGUCGCUUACCUCAAUGUGGACCUCGCCCUUGCAGGAAAUUCCACCCUUUAUGCACUUGCUACUCCCAUCCUGCAUAAACUUUUGUUUGCAGCAGCCAAAAAGGUAGAAAACCCUAAUCCAGAUGAGGUACGAGCAGGACGCAGAUCUGUGUAUGACACAUGGCUUAAGAAUGGACCAUCAUCGCAUGAUCCAAACUUACCAUAUGUGGGGAACUUGGGCUCAGGAAGUGACUACUCACCAUUCCUGCAACUUCUUGGAGUAUCUGCAGUAGAUGUGAGAUACAACUAUGACCAGAAGUAUUUCUUAUCAUCAUACCCCAUGUAUCAUUCUGUCUAUGAAACUGUGGAUUUGGUUUCACGUCUUAUGGACCAAGGUUUCUACUAUCAUCAAGCUGUUGCACGGCUGUGGGGUGAAAUGGCCCUUCGUCUAGCGGAUGACGUGAUCCUGCAUUUUGACUGUGUGCAUUAUGCAGAGACGUUGCAAAUAAUUGUCAAUGACGUGCAAAGCUCAUAUGGUCCUAAGUUACUGGAACAUAACAUUACCCUGACUUCAAUCAAGGAGGCAGUUGGUGAAUUUCUCCAAGCAGCUAAGGCCUUGCAGUCACGGGCAGAGACAGUAAAUAGAGAAAAUCCGUUAGAGGUGAGAAAGAUUAAUGAUCAACUCAUGCAACUUGAACGAUCCUUCAUUGACCCACUUGGAGUUGCUGGCAACAUAUACUAUAGGCAUGUGAUUUAUGCCCCCAAUCAGCACAAUCUGUACGCCUCCUCCAGUUUUCCUGGGUUGGCUUCUGCAAUGUUUGAUAUUGAAAAUGAUCCAAACCAAGAAAAACGCUGGCAACAAGUUAAAAAGGAAAUUUCUAUCAUUGCUUACACCAUAGCCUCUGCUGCUAGCACCAUUCAGGACCCAAGGAGCAUAGGCAACACACAACUCUGAAGUGAGAGCUUACGUCACAAUAUCAGAAGAAUUUUAUGUAUCCACAGCUUAUGUAAGAACUUGUGACUUCUAUGCACCGACAACUCUCCAGCAUCAUUUUUUUUUUGUACAGAUGUAUUGAACAUAGUUACAAGAAAUGUGUCAUCAGAAAAUGACCUAUCGUUUAGAGCCACUGUACUUUCACACAAUUUCAUUUAAUAGAGAAUGGUGUAACUAGCGAAUUUCUAAAUCACAAACAUGGGUGGUAAGCUGCAUACAGUGCUGGCAGAAGGAAGAUGCCCCCAGCUUCUGAGUGAAAUUCAUCUAGCUGUGCAGCUGAAACAGAAUAAUAUGGUUGAAAAAAACAUUAAAGAAGCCCAAACAAAUGUUUCUUCAAAGUUAUGAAAAAGCAAUUAUGCCAUUUUUUUUUAAAGAGUCAGGUACGAUUUAAAUCGAGUUAUGUUAAACUUUUUUUUUUAUUUUAAAGCAAUAUGUGAAGCAAUAUAUAUAUAAAGUGGCCAACUUGUUUAAGAGAGGGAUUGUUAGCAGUUCUACUAUAGAGGACAUGCAAAUAAUAAGUAAAUUACUGUUUGUUGUUUCCGAGUAUAUUAUAGCUAAUCAAAAAUGUAACCUAAACCUCAUGAAGUGUAUAAACCUUAUUUUGUCUUCAUAAAUAUAACUUGCCAUUAGGAUUUAAAAGCAGAUUUCAAAGAAACAUCACUUGUUUUUUAUCAUUUUUGUUUCAAUAAAAGUUUUUAAAAGAA